UAGCAUUGCGGAAACAGACAAAAGUUGGAAGAAUUCAAUAGGGAAGAAGUUCGAGAAAAUCCAACAAAAUACUUCACACGAAAACCGAAAAUCGUCGAAAAUUACGAAGUAUGUUACGAUACCUCAACCAAUGCUGCCAUAUGGACGCAACACAAAAUGACACAUCCCAUAAUAUUCGAAAAAUUUGACGGAAGAAGUGAAUCACUGACUCCAGGGGCAAUCAGCACAGACGGUUUUUUAUUAAAAAACACCAAUUUUGAACAAAUAAAGCGAAUCUACGAACUGCAGGACGAAGUACACAUUCAGAAUCUUUUCAUUAAUUCAAUAAUUUAUCAAAAAAUUGAUCAAAAUAGUUAAUUACAUCUUCUGUUUAUCAAUUAUAGAAAACUCCUCUGUUGGAACAUAAAAUGCAGCCUCAGCCAUUAGUACCUCCGGAACAUUUCGUUUUCAGAAUAUGGAAAAAAACAACCAAUCAUAUCAUCAACACGGCUCCUCUGCUGGAAAACCUCGUUCCGUUAAUGUCCGCUAUAAACAUCGGUUUGAAAAAAGCUCAAAUGAAGUUGUACAUUUUGAAUCCAACUUCAUCAUACGUCAGGUUGAGAUUCUAUACUAGAGUUACGAGUCUAAGUCUACCACCACUGAUAGACGAAAAUCCAUCAUUUGAGCAACUUUUACAACCCAGUAUUUGGCAUAAAUUCAUUUACCAUGAAGUUGAAAAGAAAGGUUUGCUAAUUUAUAUCCAUAAUACACUGGAGGAGCCUUCAACUGAUCAGAGGAAAUGCGAAGACGUUGUACAAUGUGAAUUCGACAGGUGGUCCAACGACUUCCCGACAACGGUUUUAAUACAGGAGAAUUUACAAAAUUUUGCUUAUUGUUGCUCCGUAACUUCGGAACAUAUCAAAGAAAUUUUUUUCAUCGACGUAGAAAUCAAAGGCACUUUAGAUUUGAAUGGGUUAAUAUCCAAAGGUCGUAAACGUCAAAGACGAAAUAUUUCGGAUAUGUUUCCAAAUCAAAAGAUCACACAAAUCGCAGAAGGUUCAAAAAGUAAGCAAGAAAGUACAAUGAAAACCAAAAGUCGAGGUAGGCCUAGGAAACAUAUUAAAGAAGAGAAAAUUUCGGAAUCAUCUUCAAAAAAUGUGCCAGUCAAAGAUUCAAAACAUUUGGAAAAGAGUAAGAGAAAUAAAACUCGAGACACCCGCAGUAAAAGUAAUACACGAAAUAUUUCGGAAAUACCUGCAGAAGAUGAGACAGUCAAAGGGUCUAAGAAUAAAGAAGGGAGUAGAAGAAACAAAGUUCGAGACAAGAAGUCUAGACAUAGAAAAAUUUCUGAAUUAUUUUCAGAUGAUGUGGUGGCAGUCGGAGACCCUGAUAACUGA
Molecule: messenger RNA, 1376 nt
Organism: Planococcus citri (citrus mealybug)
Lineage: Eukaryota; Metazoa; Arthropoda; Insecta; Hemiptera; Pseudococcidae
Exons: 2
Coding region: 408-1376 (322 amino acids)
Source: RefSeq, a predicted model, not a curated record